AUCGUACGAGUAGAAGUUAUAAGGUCGAGAUAUACAAUUGACAGAUGCUGUUCUUGGAUUACUAUAAUUGAAGUUACAGAAUCAGUAAAAAAGGAUUAACAUAACUAUGAAAAACGAGAACAAUUAAAAUCAAGACACUAUAGUUAAAGAAGGCAAUUCGAACUUUUUUCUUGUAAUCAUCUGGUAAGGAUCAUGUAUGAUUUAUUUUUCAAUUAUUAUUAACCGCUGCAGGCUUCUGUUGUCGUUAGAUGCAUUUGAUCUGGAUGUAUCUUUCAUUUUAUUUGUAUAUUACAGCAGCCAAAACUGUCUUCUCACGAUUCCAGAGCAUACAAACGCUUGUUCACCAGAAUUACUUAAAACAGAACAAAAAUCACGUUAAACACACAUACACACACACACACAUAUUCUUAUAUUUUUGCAGCUUCAUUUCCAAUCAAAUGUUUCCUGUCUUUAAUAUUGGUCCUCACUUGGCAACAGAUGCAGACCCACUAACCUACUGUCGUUGUGAUACGUAGCACAUAAUCACGGAACUGGGGAUGGGAUCUAGCGAUUAACGGUUUCAUAUCGCAUCAGUGUUAUUUCCAAUUCUAAUGAUGGGGCUAGACACUUCGUCUGAGGACCAAUUUACAUUCUGGUUACUAGUGGUAACUAUUAUUAAACCUGUUCUUUGCAAUCUGUAUUCUUUUAUGCAGGCUAAACUAAAGUUUGUUGGCUACUCAGCAACUUGAAUACAAGUAACAUAUGUCAUGAUGUUAUGGCCGAAGACAAAGCCCUGAUUGGCCCCCAAAUGAUAUUCAAAAGUUGAAUCAGUUCGUCACUGACAGUCACGCAGGUCGCCACUACCUAAUUACGGGGUUUGCCUUGCGUGCAGGCCGUCUAAGUGCAAGAUAGCAGCGAUUCUGUGAUGAAAGUGUUCAGAUAAGAGCAAUCUCAUUUAAACGUCUGUUACGUUCACAUAGUGUGGGAAAGAACAUUUGAUACAUGCUAAAGGCAGGAUUUAGUAGGUAAAGUGGCAACACAAUGUCUUUAUAACUGUGACUCGAAAAAAUAAUUUAUAGGCGAUGACAUGUUCUUAUGGAAGAAUUUCACAGAUAUUUCCAAUAAUGGCAGGAAAACUGUCACUUUUGUCACUGUUCAUGUGCUCGGCGGCCAUGAAAACAGUCCCUGUUGCUGAACUUUCAAUGCGAGACGAAAGGAGUUUCUGGGACUUCAAGAGAACUGCAUUCCAGGUCAACCACAAUGACCUGAAGUCAACCAUUGGGACGAUGACGUCUUACUUGCAGACCAUGAGGAAAUUCAGGAAUUCAUACGAUUUUGCCAACGUCCAGAACCUCAGCUCCUUCACAGAAUUGUCGAGAUACUUGUCACGGACAAACCUUCAUCUCCUGGGAGGGGUACAUCAGGACGAGAGAUCCCAGGACGCCGAAGGACUAAAGCAAAGUCGUGACACGUCCUUAGCAAUCGCCCGCCUGACGGGAAGAUCCAGGAGUUUACGCAGCUACUGUGGAGGUCAUUCGACUCUUGGGCUCUUCAACUUUCUGACCUUCAUUGUCUACGCCUUCGCUCUUUUGGUGACGCUUCUGCAACUAGCGGCUGGGUCAAUGGCAGACUCCCUUGGCAACAACUUUCUCCCGGGUCUUUUGGCCAUAAUUGCUCGGGGAAGAAGGAAGAGGAAGAGGAGAAGCGGAGGUAGAAAGCUCCAAUCCUUCAAAUUCCAAAAAGGUUCAAGGGAAUCAUCAAAAUUAACAGCGGACGAAGUGAGUUCGAUCGGCAGAGAGAUGGGAUCAGGACUGAUGACCGUUUUGUUGGAGCUGUCGGGGGUUAGAAUUGAUGAUGAUAAGUUUUGCAAGAAUUCGCUGUCACGGGUGGCCCAUCAUUUCAUUUGGAAUAAAACUAGUCCCUAUGUAUUUACUGGUAUUACAUCUUGAGAAGAAGAGUAUAAUCUAUAUAUUGAAAUAAAGUAAUUA
This is a messenger RNA of Macrobrachium nipponense, 1967 nucleotides long. RefSeq lists its product as uncharacterized. Bases 1062 to 1928 code for a protein of 288 amino acids. The record is from RefSeq and is a predicted model, not a curated record. The transcript is spliced from 4 exons. Lineage: Eukaryota; Metazoa; Arthropoda; Malacostraca; Decapoda; Palaemonidae.